AUGGCCGAAACACCACCACGACUGCAACUGGGUGUCGCCUGCGAAGAAUGUCGACGAAAAAGGAUACGCUGCGACCGGCGGAAACCUCAAUGCAUGGCUUGUAGUACUGCCGGCGUCCAAUGCGUAGUCCGCGAGACUUGCCCCCCUCGAGGACCAAAGAAGGGAUAUCUCAAGACGCUACAGAAAAGAAUCGAGGAUCUCCAAACCCAGCUGGAGAAAUCACAACGAAGCGGAUCCAACACCCCUCCCGAGACAAGGGCAUGUUCGUCGGUCCAAGGGGCCAGCACUCCUGAGGACGAAGCGGGAAGUAGAGGUAGCAGUAUCGACAACAACAAAAUCCAACACACCACGAGCACGAAUCCUGAAAUAACCGAUGGCAUCCCCACCUCGCCACUCCCAUUCGAUUCCCCCUUUCCCAUUAUUUCCAUGGAGCCAUUCGGAUGCCUCGAGAAUGCGUACACGAGCCCGCCCUUUCCCUCGCUUACCUCGUUAGACCAUCUUCAAGAGCUAGCUCAGUUUCCAAAGGAGACCGAUUUGGUCAUCACUCCUAUGAUGCAUAAUGACCUAGAUCAGCUUUAUUUCGAUCGCGCUUAUGCGUUUGCACCCAUCGUCCAAGCCCACCGCUACCGUUCUUGGUCCAAACAACGAGACAAGAGCCAGCAGAGGACCUGCCUACAACUUGCCAUGUGGACCCUGGCCUCGUCACUCUCUAGUCAAUUCUCAAUCGAAGGGCGCAAAUUGUAUACCAAAACUAGACAACUCCUGCACGCGCUAGAGUCAGAUGAAUCUUAUCACCAAGUGUCUUUCCAGCAGGCUCAAGCGUGGACAUUGCUCGCCAUCUACGAACUCACAUGCCAGGACUUCCACCGAGGCAUGAUGUCGGCCGGUCGAGCCUUCCGCUUGAUCCAAAUGAUGAGGCUAUACGAACUUGAUGCCCCGACCACCCCUGGUACCAUGCAACUGGAUAAGUAUCAUAGUCAGCUUGUCCUUCAAGGUCCGGUCCAGGACGACUGGGUCGAUGUUGAAACUAAGAGGCGGACCUUCUGGUUAGCAUAUACGAUCGACCGCUUCACAUGUAUGGUCGAUGGGCUGCACAUGUUCUUUGAUGAACGCCUGAUCCGCACGCGUCUCCCAGCUCCCGAAGUCAACUUCUCCAACAAUCUCCCCAUAGACGUAGGCUUUCUGACAGACGUGAUUCCCGUCGUUGGCCUAGAAUGGCCACAGAACAACCUGUCGCACUUCACAGAAUGCGUCAUCGCCGCGACCGUUUGCGGACGGGUCCUGGAACAUACACUGAAAGCGCCGGGCAGACCUGAUCAAGAGUUCUGUCGUCAACAUCGCGCUCUGCAUGCGCUACUGACACAACGUAUCCAGGUGCUACAAAUAUCUGCAUCGUUGGGAUAUCCGGAUCCUAUCCUCGCUUUCGUUGCUCUCGCAGCACAUAUAUCCAUGCUUAUGCUUUACGACCUUGUCACAUCCAGGUCUCUGGGUACCGAUGCGCAAGGAACGCAGCUCGCACAGGCUCUGUAUGCAGAACAAAAGCAGCAGUCUUUGGAUGCUGUGGCCAAUGUAGCGGUCCUAAUCUCUUUUCUAGACCAGCACUUUCAGAUGCAUCCCUUAACGCCAAUUCUACUCCUCCUCGGCGCUCGUUUCUCUCAAUCUCAUCCUGGGUUGAAUGACGCGUACAUCAAACUGUUCCCAAGCAUCAUCACGAUGUUGCAGGCCUCGAACGGCCCCAAAGGACUUGCACAGAACUUCUGCCAACUCCUAGAACCCAAUCUCGACAUCCAUUGUGCUUUCACAUAG
Messenger RNA from Endocarpon pusillum Z07020, 1806 nucleotides. RefSeq lists its product as uncharacterized. Gene Ontology annotation, molecular function: DNA binding; DNA-binding transcription factor activity, RNA polymerase II-specific; zinc ion binding. The record is from RefSeq and is a predicted model, not a curated record. Gene Ontology annotation, biological process: regulation of DNA-templated transcription; DNA-templated transcription. The coding region runs from base 1 to 1806 and encodes 601 amino acids. The transcript has 6 exons. Gene Ontology annotation, cellular component: nucleus. NCBI's taxonomy places the organism in Eukaryota, Fungi, Ascomycota, Eurotiomycetes, Verrucariales, Verrucariaceae.